AUGUCUGAUGCUCUGAGGAGUAAUAUCCUUCCCAUCAUGGAUAAGUUCUUUAGCACAGCCGAGACAACUGUCUCGUACUUCGAUGAUGUGGGCCCGAAUGUGGUAAAUGAGCUCUGCAAAGACAAGCAGACUCCAGAACGCCUCAGUUCAGUCAUAUCAGUCUGCAACUCCAAGUGCUUCAAGCGCGUCUGGACCGCCAUGGAGUUCAUCAGAAGUGAGCGUGUCAGAAUGAUGACCAGCAACUAUACUUACUUCCCCGACCUUGAUGACCCUGCAUUCCUGGGCCAGGUCUUCAAGGCCUGGAAGGAUGAGGUUCGCCAACAUGAAAAGGUGCAUGAUCUCGAAAGAAAGGUCCAAAUGGGGAAGAAUGAAGUCCCACGGAGUCUUAGUACACUGAAAUCGGCAAAGUUACUCAAGAGGAUGAACUUUGCCAUGGCAACUGCUCUACGUUGCAAGAGAGGAUUUGGUAGACCAGAGCAAGGAUCGAUGAUGCAAGCCUUCUCAUCUGCCGCGAAGUUAGCUUUGGAGAUUGAUGGACCAGAUGUCAGAGACUUUAUUGCAACCCUGGGAAGAACUCAUCCAGGGAAUGCGUUGACCACCAUGGAAAUCUUGGAAGAGAAGAACGAAGUGAAUAAUGUGCAGAGAGUUCUGAACAAGCUCUUCAACUGCUCAGAAAUUCCAUCCUGGCCAACGGAUGGCAAGGAUAACAUCAAAUGGCUCCGAGACGUGCUAUCCUUCUCCAAACUCAGACCUGGUGAUGAUCAAACUGUGCUGGGAGACAACGCAGCCAGGUUCGGGACAAUCCACUGCAGACCGUAUCAUUACACCGUUGGUAUCACUUGUACAGGAUGUGAUAGGAUGUUUGCACAUGAGAUCGAGAGUUUCGUCUUGCAAACAGAGCUGCGGAACGCGAGAGCCUAUCGCAUCCCUGGUCUCAAGUAUUUAUGCUCUGAGAAGGACAGUUUAGCAAUUUUGGUUUAUGAGGAUAAGGUCGUUGGAAGAAUGAUAUGGGCCACGCCCGCUUGUGCAUGUGGGAGGACAGAAGUGGUUACCCUGAGGAUACCAGAGCUUUUCAUGCCCCGCAUUUUCGAUCAACUAGAUAUAUGA
This is a messenger RNA of Fusarium odoratissimum NRRL 54006, 1107 nucleotides long. RefSeq lists its product as uncharacterized. Lineage: Eukaryota; Fungi; Ascomycota; Sordariomycetes; Hypocreales; Nectriaceae. The coding region runs from base 1 to 1107 and encodes 368 amino acids. The record is from RefSeq and is a predicted model, not a curated record. The transcript is spliced from 2 exons.